GCUUUCAAUCAUUCACAUGUUUGGGUCAGCAGUAGUGUCAAGGGAAAUUGAAAAACUGAAGCAAAGCACCUUAAUACGAACUAAAAUUUCAGCACAACCACAUCGAAGAGCUUCCACGUUCAGCAUUCGGCAAGCUUCCAGUAGUUUUCGAAUUGCACCUCGCCCACAAUUUAUUGUCAAACAUCAGCGUUAGGGCGUUUGACGGACUUCUCCAGCUGAUCAACUUGAAUAUGUCAAACAACAAGAUCGCACACAUUCCAAACGGCGCACUGCAAGGACUCGUAUCAUUGCGAACCUUAGACCUUUCCGGCAACGAGCUAGAAAAGCUCGAUAAUAAAACGCACGGCUUGUUGGAUGACUGCUUCUCUAUUGAAAGGGUGAAUCUCAGUAAUAAUAAAAUAACCUUUAUAUCCCGAAAGAUGUUUCCAAGUAAUCCGUACAUACCUUACAACUUGAAAAACAUAGAUCUCUCCUACAAUAACGUGCCACUCGUGACUUACGAUUUUGUCUUUGGAACUUCGAAAGUGGAAACGUUAAACCUAACGCAUAAUUCAAUCGCGGAUAUUAGGCGAUAUGUUCUAGGUAACCUCACAAGUUUAAGGACGUUGGAUUUGUCCUUUAAUCUCUUGGAGGAUAUUACGAGCGAUCCCGAUGUGUUCAUACUUCCCAAAAGUAUAUCGGAAAUAAAUCUGUCGCACAACAUGCUGAACGAGCUACCCUGGAGGGAAGUAAUAAAAGUUGAAAAUCUCACGACUUUGGAUCUACAGCACAACAAUUUCACGGUGUUUACCAAAGAAAUGAAUACUUUGGUCAACAACAAAACCAGAAUUCUUCUUAAGGGAAAUGCUCUUACUUGCGAUUGUUUUGCCCGACCAAUGCGAAGAUAUUUCGAUACGCUGCUCGAGGUUCCACAGUUUUACAAGGACGUUAUUUGUAGUGAACCCGAGUAUAUAAAUGGAAAGCCGCUGUUUGAAGUGUGGGACGAUGGCUUGUUUUGUCCGAAGGAUGUUAAUCUGACGAAAAGUGAACAAAACGAGUAUGAAGUUGCUGCAGAUGUUAAAAUACGCGAUUUAAAGAUGAUAAAAGAUGACCUAACGGUAUCGUGGAGCGUUAUCAAGAACGAAGACAUUGCAGAUCCCUACGUUGUUAUCAGGGGAAUAAAAAACGCGAAAGAUGCAUUGUACGCUAAAACACUGCCAUAUUUUCAAAGGAAAUUGGAACUAAAUAUAUUUAAAGAAAACCUAGCGAAAAUCAAGAGUUCCAGGCGCGAUUACGAAAUAUGUGUUGUAGCGAGGAAUAGUUUGGAUAAUGUUAGGAAUUUUUUCCAAAAUCAAUGUCGCGGACUUGACACGACAAAUGGAACUGCGAGAUAUGUUUCCUGGAAUAUUUAUUUUAUUUUUGUUUUGUUGCUUGUAAAUUAUUUAUUUUAAUAAAUUGUUGUCUUUUA
This is a messenger RNA of Photinus pyralis (common eastern firefly), 1447 nucleotides long. RefSeq names its product chondroadherin-like protein. Gene Ontology annotation, molecular function: protein binding. Lineage: Eukaryota; Metazoa; Arthropoda; Insecta; Coleoptera; Lampyridae. The record is from RefSeq and is a predicted model, not a curated record. The transcript is spliced from 6 exons. Bases 231 to 1430 code for a protein of 399 amino acids.